This is a messenger RNA of Drosophila willistoni, 5072 nucleotides long. It is a transcript of the gene GABA-B-R3, whose product is annotated as gamma-aminobutyric acid type B receptor subunit 2. Gene Ontology annotation, cellular component: membrane; G protein-coupled receptor heterodimeric complex. The record is from RefSeq and is a predicted model, not a curated record. Gene Ontology annotation, biological process: gamma-aminobutyric acid signaling pathway; G protein-coupled receptor signaling pathway. Gene Ontology annotation, molecular function: G protein-coupled GABA receptor activity. The transcript is spliced from 12 exons. NCBI's taxonomy places the organism in Eukaryota, Metazoa, Arthropoda, Insecta, Diptera, Drosophilidae. The coding region runs from base 352 to 4392 and encodes 1346 amino acids.
UAGAGUCGGUCUCGUGCGUUUCGCUACGGUGCGAAGAAUUUUUUGUGAACACAACGUGCAACGUUUUUCGUAAAUUGUAGAAGUGCGAGCAAGAUAAUGGCGAAAUGAAACCAAAAGUGAGGCCAAUAAAAAGGCGAUAAAAUUGACGCCAAUACAAACAAACACAUAUACCUAUAUACAUUCAAGGGAGUAGCGUAACGGUAAACGACGAUAAGGACGAACGUAUCCUGUGUAUAAAACCAGCAGGCAGCAGCACCAACAACACCAACAAUAAAAACAACAACAACAACAACAAUAAACUCCAAUUCAAAUGCCUUGGUGAUUAAUGGGCCAGGGGCCAUUGCCGACGGGAUGCGCAUAAUUCACAAGAGUCAAACGACGACAAGGAGAUAUAAAAAUUGCCAGCAAUGGCUCGGACCUCUCCUAGUAUACAGUCUGAGCCUGAGCCUGACCUGCACAGCCGCCGGCAUGGAAUCAUCUGCAGAGCUACAACAACUCCAACAACAACAACAACAGCAGCAAGAGCAAACCAUCAUCGAUCCAUUGCCCACCAUGUUUGGCGAUAGCUCAAUUAGCAGUUCUCUGAACCAUUCAAUGGAUUGGCUUCCAUUGUUUAAUUGGAAAUAUAAACGACCGAAAGUCAAACGACGCCAAAGACUCAAUUCGUUAAGUAACCUGCUGAAAAAUUCGACCAUUGGUAAUUCAGCAUCCUCAUCCCAAUAUGGAGGCAACUCUACGAACAUUUCGAAUUGGCAACUUCAACAGCAACAGCAGCAGCAGCGUUACUUGAAGGUUAACCAGGUAUUCGAGAGUGAACGUCGCAUGUCCUAUGCAGAGAUUGAACGUAAUCAUGGCAAAAUUGUGCUCCUCGGUCUCUUUGAGCUGACAACGAAACGUGGUCCACGACCGGAUGGGCUAAGCGAGCUGGGAGCAGCCACUAUGGCUGUGGAGCAUAUAAACCGCAAACAGCUGUUGCCAGGUUACACUUUGGAACUGGUCACCAAUGAUACGCAGUGCGAUCCUGGCAUAGGAGUGGAUCGUUUCUUCCAUGCCAUAUACACACAACCAUCCACACGUAUGGUCAUGCUAUUGGGCUCAGCCUGCUCGGAGGUUACCGAGAGCCUGGCCAAGGUAGUGCCCUACUGGAAUAUUGUGCAGGUCUCAUUUGGUUCCACAUCGCCGGCCCUAAGUGAUAGACGUGAAUUUCCCUAUUUUUAUCGUACAGUGGCCCCGGAUUCAUCACAUAAUCCGGCUCGCAUAGCAUUUAUCCGUAGGUUUGGAUGGAAUGUGGUUACAACAUUCUCACAAAACGAGCAGGUUCAUUCCCUGGCGGUCAAUAAUCUUGUUACUGAACUAGAGGCAGCCAAUAUAUCAUGUGCGGCGACCAUUACAUUUGCGGCAACGGAUUUUAAGGAGCAACUCCUGCUCCUCAGGGAGACAGAUACACGCAUCAUUAUCGGCAGCUUCUCCCAGGAAUUAGCACCGCAAAUUUUUUGCGAAGCCUAUCGGCUACGUAUGUUUGGUGCGGAUUAUGCUUGGAUAUUGCACGAGAGUAUGGGUGCUCCAUGGUAUAGGACAAUGGAUGGCCAAAAGAAGACAUCUUCAUCAGCAUCAUCAUCGUCGUCGACAUCGUCAUGUACGAAUCAUGAGCUACAGCUGGCAAUUGAGAAUUUGAUUGUUGUAUCAACGCACAACAGCAUCGUGGGCAAUAAUGUUAGCUACAGUGGAUUGAACAAUCACAUGUUCAAUUCGCAGCUACGCAAACAGUUUGCUCAGUUCGAGGACCGUGGACGCAGCAUUACCAAUCCACCACAAUCGGAUUUACCGACGAAUCGUCGUCGGAGUCGCAGUAGGCGUGGCAUAUUUCCCGAUGCACCCAUUUCCCAAUACGCCCCACAGACGUACGACGCCGUUUGGGCAAUUGCCUUGGCCCUGCGUGCCUCCGAAGAGCACUGGCGUCGUCAGGAGGCCAAGUCCAAGUUGGACGGCUUUGAUUACACACGCAGCGACAUGGCCUGGGAGUUCCUACAGCAAUUGGGCAAAUUGCAUUUUCUAGGCGUAUCGGGUCCCGUUUCGUUUAGUGGUCCGGAUCGUGUGGGCACUACCGCAUUUUAUCAAAUUCAACGUGGCAUGCUGGAACCCAUAGCUUUGUAUUAUCCUGCCACAGACUCUUUGGACUUCCACUGUCCACGCUGUCGUCCUGUUAAAUGGCAUAGUGGCCAGGUGCCCAUUGCUAAGCGGGUAUUUAAACUACGUGUGGCUACCAUAGCCCCGUUAGCCUUCUACACAAUUGCAACACUGUCUAGCGUGGGCAUUGCUCUGGCCAUUGCAUUCUUAGCUUUCAAUUUGCACUUUCGUAAGCUCAAGGCAAUUAAACUUUCCAGCCCAAAGCUAAGCAACAUCACCGCAGUGGGCUGCAUUUUUGUAUAUGCCACCGUCAUUCUACUCGGCCUGGACCACUCGACGCUGCCAUCGGCGGUAGACUCCUUUGCCACAGUUUGCACGGCACGCGUCUAUCUUUUAUCAUCGGGCUUUUCGCUGGCCUUUGGCUCGAUGUUUGCCAAAACAUAUCGGGUGCACCGUAUCUUUACACGCACGGGCAGCGUGUUUAAGGAUAAAAUGCUGCAGGAUAUACAGCUUAUCCUGCUCGUUUGUGGCCUGUUGCUUGUCGAUGGUCUCCUUGUCACAUUGUGGGUUUGCACAGAUCCCAUGGAGCGGCAUUUGCAUAAUUUGACACUCGAAAUCAGCGCCAUAGAUCGAAGUGUUGUCUAUCAGCCUCAGGUAGAGGUCUGUCGCUCUCAACACACACAAACAUGGUUAAGUGUAUUGUAUGCUUACAAGGGUUUGCUCUUGGUCGUUGGUGUCUACAUGGCAUGGGAGACACGUCAUGUUAAAAUACCAGCACUGAAUGACUCACAAUAUAUUGGUGUAUCUGUCUAUAGCGUCGUGAUAACUAGUGCCAUUGUUGUGGUCCUGGCAAAUUUAAUUUCCGAGCGAGUCACUUUGGCCUUUAUUACCAUCACAGCACUGAUACUAACUUCCACGACAGCCACAUUGUGCUUGCUCUUCAUACCGAAGCUCCAUGACAUUUGGGCACGAAAUGAUAUUAUAGAUCCGGUCAUACACAGCAUGGGUCUUAAAAUGGAAUGCAAUACGCGGCGCUUUGUCGUCGACGAUCGUCGUGAACUGCAAUAUCGAGUCGAAGUCCAGAAUCGGGUUUACAAGAAGGAAAUACAAGCGCUUGAUGCCGAAAUACGCAAACUGGAACGUCUGCUUGAUACAACGGCGAUAACUGCAUCAGCUACAUCGACCACAACGCCGGCUACCUCGUCGUCCACAUCAUUGCUCAAACCCGUGGAGUUGGCCAGGCCUGCGGCCCAACAGCAGCCAAAAUCUCGUACUCCCAGCAUCUCUGGCAUUUUACCCAAUCUGUUGCUGUCGGUUUUGCCCCCCGUUAUACCAAGGGCCAGUUGGCCCUCUGCCGAGUACAUGCAGAUACCCAUGCGACGCUCGGUAACUUUUGCCUCACAACCACAGCUUGAGGAGGCGUCUGCUUGCCUGCCAGCUCAGGACUUGAUUAAUUUACGUCUGGCCCAUCAGCAGGCCACCAAAACAGGUUUAAUUAAUCGCCUUCGGGGCAUCUUUUCGCGUACGACAUCCAGUAACAAAGGGUCCACGGCCAGCCUGACAGGCGGCAUAGCAGCAGCUGACCAAAAGGGUCUUAAAGCGGCCUUUAAGUCGCACAUGGGUCUAUUCACUCGCCUUAUACCCUCCUCGCAGACAGCUUCGUGUAAUGCCAUCUACAACAAUCCCAAUUCAACAGCGGCAGCACCCCACAUUGAAUUGUCCUCGAAUGGUUCGAACGGUUCACAUUUGUCGAAGCCUAUUCAUCGCGGAUCGCUAACUAAGAGUGGCACCCAUUUAGAUAUUUUGACCAAGGAUCCUAAUUUUCUGCCAAUACCAACUAUCUCGGGAGGUGAGCAGGAGGGGAAAUAUAUCAAAUUAGCCGAGACCAAAGUAAAUUUUCAAUUGCCGCACAAUCGACGACCUUCAGUGAUUGCGCCGGCCACAACGUCGUCAGCAUCAGCAUUGGCCAUGGGCUCAGCGGUCCCUAGUCUGAGAGAGCGUGUUCGAGGAUCACCGCGUUUUCCCCAUCGGAUAUUACCACCCACUUGCAGUUUGAGCGCCCUGGCCGAGGAUGGAGCCAUGGAUCGAACUAUGGAGACUUCGUCAAUACCACGCAUCUCACUUCAGCAUGCCACAAGCGGCGGUAAUUGGAAGUCCAUGGAAACGGCGGCAAAGUCACGACUUUCGUUGGGUGACUCUCAAGAAGAGGAGCAGCAGCAGCAACAACAACUGGAUGAGUCAUUGCCAUUGAAUGGCUUAGGUUAGUUUUCCAGUUCCAACAAUCCUCCGCCCAAUCCUUGUCAAUUAGAAAUAAAACACCAAAAGCAAUUUCAUUUCAAAACGAAAAGAAGAAACAACUGACCAAUCAUCCAGCUUAAAGCAAUCAAACGCAUUAGGUUAGGCUAGAAGAAAAAGAAGAAGAAGUAUUAAAACGCUAGGUAGAUAUAAUACAUACAUAAGUCAACUUUGGCCCUCUUUCAAUAUGUGAUGUGAUGGAAGAACAUUCUCAACUCAACUUAAAUCAAAUCAGUCCUUAAGCUAAGUAGAAAACGACCCCCUACCUCUCUCCCACCUAAUCCAUAACGAUGUCCCCUGUCUCCUUUUCUUGCAUCCUCUAGUUUAAGUAGAUGACUUUUGCCGCAUUAGUUGCAUAAAUCGACAAGGAGCAAUACUUUAUUGUGCUUAGAGCUUAGAAAAUGUUUGAAGUUCAUGGAUCAUGAACAUGGAUGCCAAUUAUAUGAUUAAUUAUUAUUGGCCGCCAUUAUAAAUAGAAUCAUCAUUAUGUAUGUGUAGGGGACGUAGCCACCAAAAAGCAAGAACAAUUCGUGUGUAGACUAAGUUAACUAAGUUUUUAGCCGUGUAAUCCAAUUUAACUCACGACUCUUUCAACAAAAAGAAUACAUAGAAAUUAAAAAAACAAAAUAAAAAAACAAAAAAUAAACAUG